GCUGUGCCUUUUUGUCCCCCAUUAGUCAAGGUGAAAGCUGGGCCUUUUAUACUUAUUUUAAGAUUGUUUACUGAAAAAAUCUUCAUUAUAUCAUUUUCAUAGUAAAGCUCGAAUGUCUAAAAAAGUAUUUUAUAUGUUCAAGUUAUCUAGAAUUUAGUGAAGAUUUGUGAAAAUAAUAAAGAUAUAUGAAUAGUGAAUUAUUUUCAACCAUAGAUAUUAUAUGGUGAAGGUGGACCUUUGAAAACCCCUAUAAAAAGCUUUUCAUGAGAAGGCACUACUAACUUAGUAAACUCAACCUUGAGCCGAGUUGAGACACAGCCACUGCUCAUCCUUUUUGAUGCUCAACACUUGUUCUACCAAUUUGUAAUAGAUGAUGCUAAGAUGAUGCUUAUUUACUUCUAUGAGGAGUGGUUGCUUUAUUAUUAUUAUAUAGCUACUGCCCCUUGCCUAUGAGCUCAUGGGCUCUCUAUAUGGUGACUUUAGUUUGGGUUUCGUUAGAUUGAGUUUAACAAAUAUAAGGUAAGGGAAUCCUAAGCUUACAAUCUUCUUUAUGUAGUGUAAUUAUCUUCUAAGAUUUGCAGUGAGCUUAAGAUAAACUCUGUAAAUUUAUUUUUCCAUGGCAGUAAAGGAAAUUAUAUGAAUACUCUAAAGGAGCGCGGAGGCACAUAAGAGCUCUGGGAGGGUAAGGGAAAAGAGAUGUAAUCCGUUUGAAGCUCCUGGUAAACUAAAAAUUCUGAACUUGUAUAAUUUUCUAAGUCAGAACUUAUUCUUGAGAAAAUAGAGAAACUUAUUUUAUUUUCAUUGUUUUUAAUUAUCUGAAUCUGGUAGAUGAUUUAUGAUGAUUUUGUUCCUGCAUUCCCAAUUGCUUCGUGUAGACUUGCUGGACAAACUUACUGGUUACAUGCACCCUUUUUAAGUCGUAACUAUGUACGAGCGAGAUUGCCUCUAGUCCUUGGGCAACUUGAUUUGCAGGAGAUACACAUAAAAUACAUACUUUAUGUAGUGUUAUUUCUUCUUUGCAUUUAGUGAAACUUCAACCAUGUUACGAUUCCUCUUCAAUUGUUAUUUUUUGUUGCUGUAGAUAUAUUUCACUAAAAGAUAGAUGCAUCCAAAGUAAAAUAUUUGUAGAGCUCGUGUGGUCUUGGAUGGCACAUUUUUCUAUUGCUAGCUACCAUGUCUUUUACAGUCUUUACGGUAAAACAAUGUCCACGAAAAAAGAAGUUCAGCCACCUAAAAUGGCAUUUAGUGGUUUAUAGUUAACAAAAACAACACUUAAGACCACGCAUUUUAGUCCAUAUAGUAUUAAUUUGACUGACUAAAAUUAAUGGUAGACAUUCUUGUUCUUCCUUUUCAUUUGUCAUAUUCUCGAGGUUUCUUGUGUCACCAAAUGCUCCAGCAAUAUUGGGCGUAACGGUUGAGAAACGUAUGUGCUAAAUUAGUAUUCUAAAUUGAAGAGUAAGCAAGAAGAUUUUGAACGGUGAUUUCUUGUUUCACUUUCUGGAUUUGAAGAACAUUUUGAUAUCCAAAAGAUUAAUGCAUGUUAGUCCACUAUCAAUUUUAUGGAAUUUUAGAGUUGGUUGAAAAAUACUCAGCAACUUCAUAGGUAACUGUUAGAAAAUAGGUUACGGGUUAAAAAUGUUCAUUGGUGGCACAGAAAGCCCGAGAUUUAAAACGCCUUGGUUAGGAGAAGAAGCAAUUCAGUUGUUUUGCUGACAUUUACAAUCGAAUUGCUUAUUUUAUUAGAGGAAAAGGACGAUUUAAGUGACAUCACAUAUAUCAUAAUUAUUAAGUUUGUAAUCCUUACUUUAUUUUUUUAGUAUUUUCUGUACCUGCCUCCUCCAUUCGAGACUGUGGUCCACUCUGCGAGGAACCCUAAUUCAACAAGCAAUUCAAAUCCCUCUUUCCCCAAAUUUAAGAAAUAAUUUUUGAUGGUAUGUAUAUGAGUUAAAUGACAAUACGGUACUGCACACACUAAGAUACCUUCUGGAAACUGACAGCGCUGAUACUCUCAUUUGGUAAAACAUCUUCUUGUUUGAUAUUUAUAUGUUUCUUAAUUAGAUUUUGUUUCUUGAUACUAAAUAUAUCUUUAAAUUGAAACUCUGCACGAGCCUCUGAUCUUCAUUAUAUAAGACACAGAAGAAAAAGACAAGAGCUCAAGAUAUGCCGUUGGCUGCAAUACUAAGGCGGACGGAGAAAGUCUUUUAGGUUUCAAAGAUGAUGGAGAUUUAGCUAAUUUUCUGCACCCACCUCUUCCCUAAUUAAACAGCUCCUCCUAAUGGUCAAAAUCGUUCACAUCAAGUCCGUCACCAUCAUCAAUAGUUUCUUCACUAGGUACCUUUUCUUCCUAGAAAAAAAAGGCAUUUGGGGGUUGCAAAAUCUCGGAUUUGGCACUAGGGCAUAUAUAGGUGAUGGCUACUGAUGAACUGCUUCCCAAAUAAUCCCAAUUAAAAGACAAAUAAGAGAAGAAUUGAUGUGUGUUUGUCCAUUGAAGGCGUCUGCUCCUGAGAUGAUACUGAUGUUGCUCAAGACAAGAAGAAGAAUUUACAUUGAAUGAUUUUUCACACUGGCGAAUAGAAAAGAGACACGUCAUGAGUGGACAUGAAGAGAAAAGGGUGCUAGACUGCUAGGUUUAAUAUAAAUAGAAAUAAGAAGCAGUUGGUGUGGUUGUGAAGGAAGGAGGCAAGCGACCAAAUCUCAGAGAAAUAAUAGUAUAGAGGAGGAACAAAGAGACAGGAGAUCAACGAACAUGGGAAGAUCUCCUUCCAGUGGUGACUCUGGUCUGAAGAAGGGUCCUUGGACUCCUGAUGAAGAUGAGAAACUUGUCAAGUAUGUCAAAAAACAUGGCCAUAGUAGCUGGAGUGCUCUUCCCAAGCUUGCUGGUCUUAAUAGGUGUGGGAAGAGUUGCAGGCUAAGAUGGACGAACUACUUGAGACCUGACAUCAAGCGAGGGAAAUUCUCUCCGGAGGAGGAACAGACUAUCUUGAAUCUUCAUGCAGUUGUUGGAAACAAGUGGUCAACGAUUGCAAACAACUUACCUGGGAGAACAGACAACGAGAUCAAGAAUUUCUGGAAUACCCAUUUGAAGAAAAAGCUGAUUCAGAUGGGAGUUGACCCAAUGACUCAUCGCCCAAGAACUGAUGUCUUGUCCAGCUUAUCUCAGCUUAUCUCUCUGUCAUCUAACCUGAGAGGUUUUGUUGAUCAAGAGCAAAUUAUGCUGAAACUCCAAACCGAGAUGGCCAAGCUCGAAUUGUUCCAAUACCUCCUUCAACCACCUUCCAUGUAUAACAACAUUAACCCUAAUGACUUUGACACUCGCAGUCUCCUUAGCUCUAUUGCCUCUACCACCAACAAUAAUCUCAACCUCGGUUCCUAUCUUCAGGACUUCAACAGCUUACCAUCCCUCAAAACCUUAAAUACCAACAUCGGACCAUCAUCUGUUUUCCCCCAAAAUCUUGAUGACAAUCACUUCAAGUUCUUCAAUCAAAGAGAAAACCUACCUGUAUCUCCAAUCUGGCUCUCGGAUCCUUCCAGCUCAAAUCAGAGUUUUUUACCUUCUCUUGAUCCUUCAUAUUCUAUGGCUGAUGAUCUUAUUAGAAACCAAUAUGUUAUUGAAGAUGUCAAUAGCAACCUCACCUCUUCGAGCUGUCAAGAAUCAGGAGCUUCAGUUUCAGCUGCAUGGCCUGAUCAUCUACUGGAUGAUUCCAUAUUUUCCCACAUUCCUUAGCCUUCCUCGUCCUUUCAGGUAUGUUUUGGAGGAACUCAGAAUCGAAUAUGUGCUUGGGAAUGUGCUUGCUGGAGAAUUUAUUCACAUAUAUCUAUCUAUAUAUAUUGUUGGCACAUGAUAUACAUAUGUGCUCAUGUUGUAGAAUGUACAGUAUAGUACAUGUUUCAUAUAUAAUUCAUAUGCGUGUUGUUGUUAUCAAUGAUCUUUAGCAUAUGUUUGUACCCAUCGCCGAGUUUAUAUAUAUCUAUAUAGAGAGAUGAUUUUUGUGAAGGGAGGUCACUUCACUUGUAGUUGUAAUUAGGGUUUUUAAUAAUUAUAUGGAUCUUUUGUUUUA
Messenger RNA from Brassica napus (rape), 4058 nucleotides. RefSeq names its product transcription factor MYB92. The record is from RefSeq and is a predicted model, not a curated record. The transcript has 8 exons. NCBI's taxonomy places the organism in Eukaryota, Viridiplantae, Streptophyta, Magnoliopsida, Brassicales, Brassicaceae. The coding region runs from base 2747 to 3724 and encodes 325 amino acids.